AUGAUGCCAAUUACUACUACCACCACCACCACCACCACAGAGAAAACCGAGGACCAGGAGCAACCUAUUCACUGGAUCCCAGUCAAAGAAGAAGAAAGCCCAACUUUCAAAACACCCCAGAAAAGGGUAUCAUUCGAUUUAAUCCCGUUUUACAUAAACGGUGACUCAAGCCGGAUGGCCGACUCAUCGUCCAUGUCAACUAAGCAAGGCAAAGAAAACAUGGCCGCAUUUCAUGAUUUGCUGGGACGAAGGAAGAGAAGUAGCCCUAGCCCUGUCAAAGGUGCCGGGAUCUUGAAAAACACCAACAAUAGCCGAUGUCACCGCCGCCGCUAUAGGCACAAUAAUACUCGCCAAAGCGAGAACAACGACAACGACAACAAUGUCGCAAAUUCCUCCAAUCAGCCCCGCCUUAUUCUCAGGGGCCCCAAAAAUCCGAGAGAUUGUCUUGUCAAAUUCAAGUUUGAUGGACGCAUCAUCCGUACUGUGAAUAUGGAGAAGGCGAUGUGUUAA
Messenger RNA from Talaromyces rugulosus, 510 nucleotides. RefSeq lists its product as uncharacterized. The record is from RefSeq and is a predicted model, not a curated record. NCBI's taxonomy places the organism in Eukaryota, Fungi, Ascomycota, Eurotiomycetes, Eurotiales, Trichocomaceae. The coding region runs from base 1 to 510 and encodes 169 amino acids. The transcript has 2 exons.